AUGGCUGCUCACAUAAAACCGCUAAUUCUGCAUGCCCAUUCCACCGGCCCGAAUCCUGUCAAGAUCGCGAUCGCGUUGGAAUCUCUCCAUGUUCCUUAUAAAAUAAAAUUAUGGGAUUUUAGCGACAAUUCCGACACUGGUGUAAAAGGUGCGACAUUCUUAAAUAUUAAUGAGAAUGGACGUGUUCCUGCCCUUGAAGACCCUAAUACAGGAGUUAUCUGUUGGGAAUCCGGCGCCUGCAUGAACUAUAUUCGUCGAGUCUACGACAUGGGAAAUAUGAUCGGACCCUCUGGCGACUCCGCACAAGACCUGGUGGACUUUGAAAAAUGGGAGUAUUUCCUCCUGAGUACUCUGGGGCCCAUGACUGGUCAGACAAAUUGGUUUAGACACUUUCAUCACCAAAAGAACCAAGACGCGUUAGAAAGGUACACGGCCCAAACAUACCGAUGCUAUGAUGUUUUAGAGGGGCAGUUGAAAAAAUCAGGAGGAACAAGUAUUCUCCCUGGUCGGAUUACGGCUGUCGACUACCAUUUCGAGCCAUGGGUAAGACAGCAUUCCUUCGCCGGUCUUCCUUUGGAAGAUUAUCCUUUAGUCACAAAAUGGCUUGGUCUCAUGGAAACUCGAGAGGAAGUUCGAGAGGCGUAUUUCAGAAUUGGCGCAGCGGCCAAGAAAUAG
Molecule: messenger RNA, 675 nt
Organism: Penicillium macrosclerotiorum
Lineage: Eukaryota; Fungi; Ascomycota; Eurotiomycetes; Eurotiales; Aspergillaceae
Product: glutathione S-transferase family protein
Exons: 2
Coding region: 1-675 (224 amino acids)
Source: RefSeq, a predicted model, not a curated record